Molecule: messenger RNA, 2574 nt
Organism: Ceratotherium simum simum (southern white rhinoceros)
Lineage: Eukaryota; Metazoa; Chordata; Mammalia; Perissodactyla; Rhinocerotidae
Source: RefSeq, a predicted model, not a curated record
UGUUUAGUCAACAAAGAACAAAGAGUAUCGAACACCUGCUGUGCUGGGCUCAGGGCACAGAUUGAUGGUCAAGAUGGAUACAGCCCCUGCCCUCAGGGAACUUACAGUCCAGCAGAUCAGCUACAUGCUCCUUGUUACUGUGCUUCCUGUGCUGGGGGUUGAGGACUGUGACAAAUUCCCCAGGUCUUAACUUCUCUCCUGUGCCCUAGUGUUGUGAAGAUUGCUCCAGGAAAAAGGAAGGAUGCCGCUUUUCUUCCGGAAGCGGAAACCCAGUGAGGAGGCUCGGAAACGCCUGGAGUACCAGAUGUGUCUGGCAAAAGAAGCUGGCGCAGAUGACAUUCUUGACAUUUCUAAAUGUGAGCUCUCAGAGAUUCCAUUUGGGGUUUUUGCAACAUGCAAAGUUCUCCAGAAGAAGGUGUUGAUUGUCCACACAAAUCACCUCACUUCCCUGCUUCCUAAAUCCUGCAGCCUCCUGAGUCUCGCAACCAUCAAGGUUCUGGAUCUUCACGAUAAUCAGCUGACAGCCCUUCCUGACGAUAUAGGACAGCUGACGUCCCUCCAGGUAUUGAACGUGGAAAGGAAUCAACUGACGUAUCUCCCGCGUUCCAUUGGGAACCUGAUUCAGCUCCAGACCCUCAAUGUGAAAGACAACAAGCUGAAGGAGCUUCCAGACACCUUGGGGGAACUUCGAAGCUUACGUACUCUCGACAUCACUGAAAAUGAGAUUCAGAGAUUGCCACAGGUGCUGGCCCAUGUUCGAACCCUGGAGACUCUGAACCUCGACGCCUCGUCCAUGGUUUACCCACCGCGGGAGGUGUGCAGUGCCGGCACCGGGGCCAUCCAGCAGUUCCUCUGCAAAGAGUCAGGGCUGGAAUAUUACCCCCCUUCUCAGUACCUGCUGCCAGUCCUGGAGCAAGAUGGAGCCGAGAACUCCCAGGACAGCCCCAGUGGGCCCAUGGACAGGUUCUCUAGGGCAGAGGUAGAGUGGCAGAAUAGGUUCUCAGACUACGAGAAGAGGAAGGAACAGAAGAUGCUGGAGAAACUGGAGUUUGAACGGCGCCUGGAACUCGGGCAGCGAGAGCAUGCCCAGCUCCUUCAGCAGAGCAGCAGUCAGAAGGAUGAGAUCCUCCAGACAGUCAAGGAGGAGCAGUCCCGGCUGGAGCAGGGCCUCAGUGAGCGCCAGCGCUACCUCGACGCAGAGCGUCAGCAGCUGCAGGAGCAGCUGAAGCAGACGGAGCAGAACAUCUCCAACCGGAUCCAGAAGCUCCUGCAGGAGAAUCAGAGGCAAAAGAAAAGUUCCGAGAUUUUGAAGUCACUGGAAAAUGAAAGAAUAAGAAUGGAACAGUUGAUGUCCAUAACGCAGGAGGAGACAGAGAACCUGCGCCGACGUGAGAUUGCCUCCGCCAUGCAGCAGAUGCUGACCGAGAGCUGUAAGAACCAGCUCAUCCAGGUGGCCUACGAGUCUCAGAGGCAGAACUUGGUCCAGCAGGCUUGUUCCAGCAUGGCCGAAAUGGAUGAGCGGUUCCAACAGAUUCUGUCGUGGCAGCAGAUGGAUCAGAACAAAGCCAUCAGCCAGAUCCUGCAGGAGAGUGCCAUGCAGAGGGCCGCGUUCGAGGCUCUCCAGGCGAAGAAAGACCUGAUGCUGCGGCAGAUCAGGAACCAGAUUAAGUUAAUAGAAACUGAGUUAUUGCAGCUGACACAGCUGGAGUUAAAGAGGAAAUCCCUGGACACAGAGGCACUCCAGGAGAUGAUCUCGGAGCAGCGUUGGGCCCUCAGCAACCUGCUCCAGCAGCUGCUCAAAGAGAAGACGCAGCGAGAGGAGGAGCUCCGGGAAAUCCUGAUGGAGUUAGAAGCCAAAAGCGAAACUAAGCAGGAAAAUUACUGGCUGAUUCAGUAUCAACGGCUUUUGAACCAGAAACCCUUGUCCCUGAAGCUGCAGGAAGAAGGCAUGGAGCGCCAGCUGGCGGCCCUCCUGGUGGAGCUGUCGGCCGAGCACUACCUGCCCAUCUUUGCCCACCACCGCAUCUCGCUGGACAUGCUGAGCCGGAUGAGCCCUGGGGACCUGGCCAAGGUGGGCGUCUCAGAGGCUGGCCUGCAGCACGAGAUCCUGCGGAGGGUCCAGGAGCUGCCGGACGCAGCCAGGAUCCACCCAGAGCUGCUGAAGCCACCCCAGGGUGAAGUCCUUGGGACCGUGGAGCCCACUGCUCCUGAGGAGCUUCCUGAGCCAGUGAGGCCCUCGGCUCCGCCCGCAGAGCUGGAGGUGCAGACCUCCGAAUGUGUUGUGUGCCUGGAACGGGAGGCCCAGAUGAUCUUCCUCAGCUGCGGCCACGUCUGCUGCUGCCAGCAGUGCUGCCAGCCGCUGCGCACCUGCCCACUGUGCCGCCAGGAGAUCGCCCAGCGCCUCCGCAUCUACCACAGCAGCUGAGCGCCAGCCGCCAGCCCAGGCCCAGCCCCACCUCCACCACCUCUGCCCAGGGCUCCAGCUCACCCCCUGCUCUAGCCAGACUAGUACGACCCCCCUCCGUCCUGGCCGCUUUCCCCACAGCCUGGGAGGGCGUCUCCCACCCCAAUCUC